CGUCAAUCCGUGGGUCACGCCCUCGGGAAGCCGAGCCGAGAAGGCGAAGACUCCGGGAGUCGGGAGUCCGGAGGGAGCAGGGGCGAGCAGCGCAGCCGCCAUGGACCGCGUGCAGCUGGUGCUCCUCGGCCUCCCCAUCCUCCUCUUCUGCUCCGACCUAGUCACCCUCUUCGGGCCGGAGCAGCUGCCGACCACCAAGUCCGACCUACCCCACCCCCACCCCCACCCCGUCCCGGCCUCCGACGCCGUCCAGCCCGACGACAUCACCGCCGAUGCCGGCGAUUCCGCGCAGGUGUCUGAGCCGCAGGUGGAUGGACCUGCCUCCGGCACCACCGUCGAGUUGAAGUUCUGCGCCUCCUGCUCGUAUAGGGGAAAUGCAAUGACCACGAAGCAGAUGCUUGAAACCUCAUUUCCUGGGAUUCAUGUCGUUUUAGAAAAUUACCCUCCACCAUUCCCAAAACGCACACUGAGCAAAGCUGUACCUUUUCUUCAAGUUGGAGCAAUGGCAACAUUAAUGGCUGGUGAUCAGAUUUUCCCUAGGUUUGGAAUGGUUCCACCUCCUUGGUACUACUCACUGCGUGCUAAUAGAUUUGGAACAAUGGCAACAAUCUGGCUCUUUGGUAAUUUCGCCCAGUCAUUUCUACAAAGUUCUGGUGCCUUUGAAGUUUACUGCAACGGUCAACUGGUUUUCUCAAAAUUAUCUGAGCAGAGAUUUCCUAGUGAGUUUGAGCUACGGGAGCUCAUUGGUAAAAGGUUACCAGACGCUCAAUUCGGGCAAAAUCUGGAAAAGGUGUGGUCGUAGAUGUUGAUGACAAGACACCCUACUUCUUUGAUCUGUUUUAAUAGACACAAACACGCUUGAAAGUUCACGGCUAAUUGUCAACCACAUGCCAUUUAUCUUAAUUUUUCGUGAAGAUAGUGCCUUUUUGUUUGUAAAUAAUGGUUUACCCUGGCAACGAAGGGAAGAGCUCUGUGACUAUGUUAGUUUCUUAGAACUGUCAAAUUUACUCAAAGAGGAUGUGAACUAUA
Messenger RNA from Oryza brachyantha (malo sina), 1029 nucleotides. RefSeq names its product selT-like protein. Bases 101 to 802 code for a protein of 233 amino acids. The record is from RefSeq and is a predicted model, not a curated record. Gene Ontology annotation, cellular component: endoplasmic reticulum membrane. Gene Ontology annotation, molecular function: thioredoxin-disulfide reductase (NADPH) activity. The transcript is spliced from 4 exons. Gene Ontology annotation, biological process: cell redox homeostasis. NCBI's taxonomy places the organism in Eukaryota, Viridiplantae, Streptophyta, Magnoliopsida, Poales, Poaceae.